Messenger RNA from Podarcis raffonei (Aeolian wall lizard), 1005 nucleotides. It is a transcript of the gene TMED10, whose product is annotated as transmembrane p24 trafficking protein 10. The coding region runs from base 57 to 755 and encodes 232 amino acids. Gene Ontology annotation, biological process: intracellular protein transport; endoplasmic reticulum to Golgi vesicle-mediated transport; Golgi organization. The record is from RefSeq and is a predicted model, not a curated record. Gene Ontology annotation, cellular component: COPI-coated vesicle; COPII-coated ER to Golgi transport vesicle; Golgi apparatus. Lineage: Eukaryota; Metazoa; Chordata; Lepidosauria; Squamata; Lacertidae. The transcript is spliced from 5 exons.
GGGGGGGGGGCGGAGGCAGAAAUCCCGGCCUUGUGUCGCUCGGACGUGCUCGCGCCAUGCUGCUGCCGUUGCCGCUGCCGCUCCCCGGCGGCCGUUCGCCGCCGAGGCCGGCCUCGCUCCCGCCCCUCCUCGCCCUCCUCCUGCUCGUCCUGCUGCCGGGCCCCGCGCGGCCCAUCUCCUUCCAGCUGCCGGGCAAGGCCCGCAAAUGCCUGCGCGAGGAGAUCCACCGAGACAUGCUCGUCACCGGCGAGUACGAGGUCGUCGCCCCGCCGGGCUCGUCGAGCGGCCCGUCCGCCAACCUCAAGAUUACUGACUCAGCUGGGCAUAUUCUCUAUGUCAAGGAGGAUGCAACUAAGGGCAAAUUUGCUUUCACCACGGAGGAUUACGACAUGUUUGAAGCCUGCUUUGAGAGCAAGCUCCCUGUGGUUCCAGGAACAGGGCGGAUGCCAGACCAGUUCGUGACCUUGAACAUGAAGCAUGGAGUAGAAGCAAAGAACUACGAGGAGAUUGCUAAAGUAGAGAAGCUGAAGCCACUGGAGCUGGAGCUGCGACGCCUGGAGGAUCUUUCAGAGUCUAUUGUCAAUGACUUUGCCUACAUGAAGAAGAGGGAAGAGGAGAUGCGGGACACCAAUGAAUCUACCAACAUUCGGGUACUAUACUUCAGCAUUUUUUCGAUGUUCUGCCUCAUUGGACUGGCUACCUGGCAGGUCUUCUAUUUGCGUCGUUUCUUCAAGGCCAAGAAGCUGAUUGAAUAGGGGCAGUUCCCCCUCUUUUAAACCCCAGCAGAACAACAGAGACCCAACUAUGGCUGUUUAGAGCCACCUCAGGGUUGACCUGCCAAACAGAGCUUUUUCUGCAAUGGAUCCCCAGGGGGAGGGAGGGAAAUGCUGGUAUAGAACGCGGUCAGGAUGCUUCUGAACUAUUAUUGGAUAGACAUGGAAGACGGUGGGAGUUGUGAUUUUGGGGACUCUUGGACAGGGAUGAAAUAAAACUGUCAUGACAGCU